Molecule: messenger RNA, 765 nt
Organism: Talpa occidentalis (Iberian mole)
Lineage: Eukaryota; Metazoa; Chordata; Mammalia; Eulipotyphla; Talpidae
Product: keratin-associated protein 4-3-like
Exons: 2
Coding region: 1-765 (254 amino acids)
Cellular component (GO): keratin filament
Source: RefSeq, a predicted model, not a curated record
AUGGUCAACUCCUGUUGUGGCUGUGUCUGCCGUGAGCAGGGCUGUGGCCAGGGCUGCUCCCAGGGGACCUGCUGCACCCCUUGCUGCCAGUCCACCGGCUACUGCCCCAGCUGCUGCAUGUCCAGCUGCUGUCGUCCCAGCUGUGGUUCCAGCUGCUGCCAGCCCUCCUGCUUUGGCUCCAGUGGCUGUAGCUCCAGCUCAAACUCGGGCUGCUGCCACCCCAGCUGCUCCAUGUCCGGCUGCUGUCGCCCCAGCUGUGGUUCCAGCUGCUGCCAGCCCAGCUGCAGCAAUUGCAACUGGUGCCAACCCUCCUGCUGUGGCUCCAGUGGCUGUGGCUCCAGCUCCAGCUGCUGCCAGCCCAGCUGCUACAUCUGCAGCUGCUGCCACCCCUCCUGCUGUGGCUCCGGUGGCUGUAGCUCCAGCUCCAACUCCAGCCACUGCUGCCCCACCUACUGCGUGUCCAGCUGCUGUCGCCCCAGUUGUGGUUCCAGCUGCUGCAUCUCCAGCUGCUGCCAGCCAUCCUGCUGUGGUUCCAGUGCCUGUGGCUCCAGCUCUGGCUCCUGCCAGCCCAGCUGCUGCAUCUCCCAGCUGCUGCAUCUGCAGCUGCUGCCACCCUUCCUGCUGUGGCUCCAGUGGCUGCGGCUCCAGCCGCUGCAGGCCCCGCUGCAGUAUGUCUACUUGCUGCCAGCCCAGCUGCUGCAUCUGCCGACCCUCUUGCUGUGGCUCCAGUGGCUGUGGCUCCAGAUCCAACUGCUGCCAGCCUAG